AUUUGACAGCUUGGUCACAGCAUCACAAAUACGUUCAUAAAAUGCGAUGGGAAAUGUUACUGCCAAUGUGAAAACAAAGCCAGACUAUUUAGCAAACGGCUCCGUGCACUGCGUGGACUUUUUAAACGGACUGUGGAGGGAUGCCAAGCAGAGGAAAAGGUUGUUUUGGGUAGUUUAUCUUCUUGCUCCAUGGCGGUCUAUGGGCUGAGCAUUACCAUAUAUAGACCGACAGCAGAGCUCCCUCUCCGGGGAGGCUGACGAGCCCGCAAGCUUGCACAAAAGAAAACAAAACACAGCUUCAACAUGUCAUCUGAGCAGAUUAUCGCCAUCGUCAUGGAUGAUAAAAUCUUCGAGGUGAAUAAAAAGAAGCUGAUAGAGAAGAGCGACUACUUCCGGGCUCUGUACAGCUCCGGGAUGAGGGAGUCCACGGAGGACUCUGUGCAGCUGCAGGGACUCAGUGUGCCCGGUCUGGAGCUGGUCCUGGAGUUCAUCAACACCUCUAAAGUGCAGGUCGUGAAUGAGACUCUGGAGGAUCUGAUUGAGACCGCCUCCUUCCUGCAGGUCACCUCCAUCCUGAAGCUGCUCACCUCGGAGAUCCGGCUGGACAACUGCGUGGAGCUGUACAGCCUCUCGGAAGUGUACGGGACCCACGAUCUGCGCCACGCCUGCCUCAAGUACAUGAGCUGCUACUACCACCCCAUGCUGAGGAGGCCCGAGUUCUGCAGCCUCCCUCCGGCUGUCAGAGACCAGGUCAGAGACAUGCGGAUGAAAGGCACCGCCACCCUGGUCGCCAUCGGGGACUUCACCUGCCUGUCUCUGGAUGUGCCGGAUCAGGAUGAACCCUGGUCCAUGUUGAGGUACGGGGAGGUGGAGCAGAGGUGGAAGCCGCUGGCGAACAACCUGCCCCCGGAUAUGAUCAACGUCAGAGGGUACGGGUCAGCUGUGCUGGAUAACUACCUGUUCAUAGUGGGGGGGUACAGGAUGACGAGUCAGGAGAUCUCCGCGGUGCACUGCUACAACCCCUGCAGGAACGAGUGGAACCAGGUAGCCCCGCUCAACCAGAAGAGGUCCAACUUCAAGCUGCUGGCGGUGAACGGGAAGCUGUACGCUGUAGGGGGUCAGUGUCUGGGCACAGUGGAGUGUUACAGCCCGGAGCAGGACUGGUGGACCUGCGUGUCCUCCAUGCCCGACCCUUUGGCUGAGUUCUCUGCCUGCGAGUGCCAGGGGAUGAUCUACGUCAUGGGUGGAUACACUGCAAGAGACAGGAACACAAGCGUCCUCCGCUACUGCCCCAUCUCGGACACGUGGACCGUUUUCCGCUCCUGUUCGGCGCACAUCCGCAAGCAGCAGAUGCUCUCGGUGGAGGACACCAUCUUCCUGGUGGGCGGCUACACCCACGAGCUGGCCCAGCGGCAGCGGCGCCCCAGCCAAACGGAGGACGUGCUGACGGUGCAGUCGUACAACGUCGCCACGGGGGAGUGGCUCCAUCUGAAGGACAACACGUCCAAGUCGGGCCUGAACCUGACGUGCACGCUGCACAACGACGGCAUCUACAUCAUGAGCCGGGACGUCAGCCUGCCCACCAGCCUGGAGCACCGCGUCUUCCUCAAGUACAACAUCUUCUCGGACGCCUGGGAGGCCUUCAGGCGCUUCCCGGCUCUGGGACAGAACAUGCUGCUGUGCUCGCUGUACCUCCCCAACCUGCUCUGAUGGUGACAUGAACAUCGAGGGGUGGGGGGGUGCUGCAGCUUUAACACAGGCCAGUCGGUUGUUCUUGCACAGAGUAGGUUUCUGUUGCAUUAGUGGGAACACUGUCUGGUUGCCAGGUUGGACGCCUCGUGACCUCUGUGCCUAUAAAAAAAAAAAAAAAAAAAGCACUACAUUGUACAUACUGCUGUGGAUGCAAAUACAAAAGCUACAAUGACAACAAGUAUGAAAGUGAUGAAGCACCGUAGUCCAUCAACAGCAUCAGAGCAGCCCGGCCCCAGUUUGUGCCUCUCAUGUGUUUAAAAUUGCAUUCGAGUAACGGGAUCACCAUCUGUUUCUCUGAUCGAAAUGAACCUGGAAAGUUUGAAAAAUCCAGAAACGUGUCAUUCCAACAAAAACCUUCUGCUGGUCUGAGGAUACAACCAAGACUCUCUUUACAACUUAGGUGAAAAAAAAAGACUUUGUCUGAUGCACAAUUAAAGGACGAGUGUGUGUAGGGAGAGAUAUUAUGUAUCAUAGCUAUAUUAUAACGUUUAUUUUCAUUAGUGUAAAGUCACAAGAACACCAGGAAUGUUGUGUUCUCCUCAUCUUAGAAUGACAUCUUUAUUUCUACAGGGGAAGCCGGUUCCAGCCGUGUUUCUGCAGAAGCCCAGAGCAGACCAUGAAGGUUUAUCACGGGGUUUAGUGUCCACCAUAGGUUCUCCUCCAUGCAUGGAAGGAGUCUUUAUUAUCAUUCAAGUUGAAUACUACAAACCGCCUCUUAAAAAUCAUUUGAAACUUGUUUUCCAACAUGCUUCUGAAGAUUCUUCUCUUUUUUUUUACACUGUAGCAGACGUAAUAGUUUCCUUUCAGGUGGUCCAAUACGUCUUUAGGAUUCUGUAUUUAUCUUCAGAGCAGCACUAAGUGUUAUUUAAUGAUCAUUGUUGGGUUAUGACCUCUUAGAGAAACAGAUGUUUACCUUUAACACUUGAGGGCCACAAACUGAAGCUGCAUAACAGCAUGCUUUAAAACCUCUGGGGCUACAAUAUUCUCCAUGUUUACACUCCAGAUGUGGCAUUGGCGUACAUGUUGAAUCAAAUUCACUACAAACCUUAAAAUAUCUCAGAAACGUUAUGUCCUUAUGUACUGUACAUAGCAGAUACUCCUGAUUACGGCUUUGGUUUUACACUGCCAGUUUUUUGAGAUUUGAUGAAAGUGACUGUUUGGGAUGACGAGGCUCAGAGGGAGCUUCAUGUGUUCUUUAUACUCUUGCACUUGUCUUAUUUUUUUUCUCCCAGAGAAACACUAAGCAAAGCUUAAAGCGCAACUCCAUGAAAUGAACGCAGCACAUGUGCCUUCUGCAACCUCUCCUAACUUUAUAAAAAAAAAAAGCACAAAAUGCAAGACUUUGUUACAUUGCCAGCGACUGACCAAAACUGCUGUUUUAUUUUCUUCUCUCUGCUGAAGCAGAUUUUGUGUUUGUUGAGGUUCUUCUCAGUUCCUUGAUUACAUAUUGGGAGUGUGUGGGAAACGAGCCUCAAAGCAGAUUUUAUCCCUGAACUCUUUAUUGUUUUUGGUGAAAUGCAGCAGUGAAAAUCUUUGGUUUGGUGGAUUUCAGAUUCUCUCUGUACAACGGUACUUAUUUGUUUGACAGUUUUGGAUUUAGUCAUAAUAAUAAAGAUGAUGUUCAGGGGUC
Messenger RNA from Labrus mixtus (cuckoo wrasse), 3382 nucleotides. RefSeq names its product kelch-like family, member 42 (gene klhl42). Gene Ontology annotation, molecular function: protein binding. Lineage: Eukaryota; Metazoa; Chordata; Actinopteri; Labriformes; Labridae. The coding region runs from base 304 to 1710 and encodes 468 amino acids. The transcript has 3 exons. The record is from RefSeq and is a predicted model, not a curated record.